AUGGGCUCUUCCCUGUGGACACAGCGGCUACGCCAAUGCGUGCCGCUGACGACAGACGCAGCCAUCAUUGCGCUGCAAGCGGGCCUGCUUGUCGUUUUCCUCGGUCUCCUCCACUCCUCCUCUCCGCCCGACCUCCUUCCGGGCUCUCAACUUUUGCGCUCCCUUUCCUUCUCCGCGUCACCCGGCGACUCUACCACUUCGGCGGCCCCUCAUCAGCAUAUCUCCGUUGAUUGCUGCACUAAGAACAGCAGCAGCAGCAGCAGCAGUAUCGAAGACUCUUCUAACGAGGACAAUCCUCCGCCCUUCCCUCCACCGGAGCGCGCCAUCGUGGCGUGGUUCGCGCGCCGCUAUUGGUCCGCCAUGAACGCAGAGGCGGCGCGCUGCGGAUUGAAGCGCAGCCGCCAGGUGGCGUGGCAUGAUUUGCUCGCGGGAUUGCCCUUCUCUCCCCCAUUCCCUCCCUGCUCGUUCCCCUCCCUCCCAAACCCCCCCUCCCCCUGCACCUUCCCCCUCUUCCCCCCGCCUUUCCCCCUCUAUUCCAGAGCGCGUCCGCCUUUCACUAAGAACCCGGCAUGUCGGCAUCUGCGCCGGGGAUGUGCCUUCUCGCUGCUGCGCCAGCUUCCGCUCCUGCAACUGCCGCCCAAAGAGCUUCAGCUGCCGCUUAAAGAUGUGCAGCUGCCACCCGAAGAAUCGGAGAAGGGAGCGAGCGGCAGCGGGGUGGCCGUGAAGGGAGUGGCGGUCGAUUCGGAUUUGAAGCUCAUUGCAAUUGUCUUUCCACAGGUAAUGUGCUGUGCGAUCUGGUGGGAUGAUGUGCGGUAUGAUGGGGUGGAAGUGCGAUGCAAUGGGGUGUUGUGUGGUGCCGCUGGUGGAACAGAAAUGGAAACAUGUGCGUCUGCUGCUCCAAUCCCUCUUGCUCGCUGCUCCAACCCCUCUUGCUCGCUGCUCCAAUCCCUCUUGCUUGCUGCUCCAACCCCUCUUGCUCGCUGCUCCAACCCCUCUUGCUCGCUGCUCCAACCCCUCUUGCUCGCUGCUCCAACCCCUCUUGCUCGCUGCUCCAACCCCUCUUGCUCCCUCCCACCGUGGACAAACCGGUGGGAUGGGGCGAAGGGGGGAGGGGGAGGGAGUGGGAACGGAGUGUUGCUGGAGCAGACAUAUGGGGAUGAGAAGUGCUGGAAGGAGCAUUUUGACUGGCUGUUGAAGUUCUUCAACCAUCCGAACUACAUCAAGGUAUCAGGCCGGCCUAUGUUCGGACCCGAUCCACUUGACAGCAAGGAUGGAGGCUCGGAUGAGGCUGGCUCGGCAGGACGUGGCUGA
Closterium sp. Naga37s-1 is the source of this 1311-nucleotide messenger RNA. The record is from the annotation of a GenBank genome assembly. NCBI's taxonomy places the organism in Eukaryota, Viridiplantae, Streptophyta, Zygnematophyceae, Desmidiales, Closteriaceae.